AUGAAGAUCGACUUUUUCUCAGCUCUUUCUAGGCCAGAAUACGAGUGCCUAGAAUUUCAUGAUGAAAUCAAACUCGAACAUCAGCAACAGAUCAUACCAGCUGACGAACGUCUACGACAUGACCUCGAUAAUUGGGUCCAAGAGCAUCUGACACAUUUGUUCCCAGAGAAGCUUCAAGCUCUGAAAGUUUUAGUUGACACUUCUGCGCAAGUCGGGGAAUAUUUCUACGCCCAUUGCUCGCAUGAGACAAAGCUAGUUAUGGCCAUAACUACUCUCAUCCUGUUCGCAAGCGAUGACGACACUCUCCUCAGUCCUGAAGAGCGCAACCGCUUAUCCUCCUUUUCCUGUAAUGACGGCUACAGUCCUCCGGAUGCUAGCCCUUGGACAGCGGUCCUUACGCACGGGCUACAACUAGGUGCCGAAUACUUCGGGUCCCAAGACCCCCUGGUCGGGAGCCUUUCAGCAAAUGCUAUCCGCGGGUUCACGGAGGCAUGUACCAUAGAAUACCGCAUGGAGCAGGGGGACUUGCCCCUCCAUCUUACAACCCACGGAAAGCCACACCCAAGCUCCGAGUGGUGUGCGGCCGAAGCGUUCCCGGGGUACCUUCGUUCAAUGAGUGGUAUCUCGUUUCACUAUAUCCCGCCGAUAUUCAAGUAUUCUCGCACCGAGGAGGUCCCUUCUCCUUACUGGUUGGGAGUUGCUCCCGUCGUGAGGAACUUCAUUGAUUACACAAACGACCUACUUUCUUACCCGAAGGAGGUCCUCGAUGGUGAGAUACGGAACUACCUUCUGCUAGCUACAAGGGCCGGGAGAGUAGCCGGCAGAUCAUCCAGGUUUGGCUCGAAAUUAUGGACUUUCCGAGACACCUUCUGCGAAACACUCGAAAAUGUGCAGAAUAUUGUUUUCGCUUUGGAUAGGGCUUUCACAAGUUACAUGCCUGCCGAUAACAAUGCACCGGAGGAUAAUAACAAGACUCAAGAUGAUCCCAAUGCGCAGCUGGCUGCAAAGUGCUGGUUCUCUUUCCGACAGAACUUCAUCUCCUUUCAUCUGGAGUCCAAGAGAAUUGUGUGCACCAAAGCACAGGCCCAUUAA
Molecule: messenger RNA, 1092 nt
Organism: Aspergillus tubingensis
Lineage: Eukaryota; Fungi; Ascomycota; Eurotiomycetes; Eurotiales; Aspergillaceae
Exons: 3
Coding region: 1-1092 (363 amino acids)
Molecular function (GO): carbon-oxygen lyase activity, acting on phosphates
Source: RefSeq, a predicted model, not a curated record